Molecule: messenger RNA, 1276 nt
Organism: Vigna unguiculata (cowpea)
Lineage: Eukaryota; Viridiplantae; Streptophyta; Magnoliopsida; Fabales; Fabaceae
Product: acetyl-CoA-benzylalcohol acetyltransferase-like
Molecular function (GO): acyltransferase activity, transferring groups other than amino-acyl groups
Source: RefSeq, a predicted model, not a curated record
UGCUACCGUUGGCGAGACUUUUUUUCUCCAUCACAGCCGCACAUUUUGGUUUUCGCUCUGCAACUCAUCCAUAUAAAUGCACCACCGACGCUCCAAAAUUUGUGGUGACUCUCAGAUAGAGCAAAAGGUCAAACAAACAGAAGAAAACAAUGGAGGUGAAUGAGAAGGGUGACGGCACUAGCCAGAGCCUCUCAGAGUUGCAGAUUGUGACUGUAAUGAGCGUGCCACCGCUCAAGGUGACAGAGCCACGGCGAGUUCGCAGAGUUUUGGUCGGUGACGAGCACACAAACGCCAUUCACGGAUGCUACCAGAUAGUUCUGUGCUACGAGAAUCUGAAGGAGGAUGAUCAUGGUUGGUACAUGGCUGGUUGGAUGGUGGAGUCACUGGCCAGGGUUCUGUUGGAUCACCCUCUUCUCGCAGGUCGCCUUCAAAGAAAAGAUGGCACAGGGUUCGAAAUCGUGGCCAACGAUUCCGGCGUUAGACUUUUAGAAGCAUGUUACCCGACAAGCCUGUCACAGUUUCUUGAGCUGAACGAAAGAAACCAACAUCUGAAGACCGAGCUUGUGUUCUGGAAGAAAAUUGAUGCGCAGUGUCCUCAGUUCUCUCCCCUUUGUUAUGUUCAGGUGACAAACUUUGAAUGUGGAGGGUACACUAUUGGCAUUAGUUGCAGCCUUCUAUUAGCAGAUGUUUUUGUCGUGGACAACUUUCUCGGAAAAUGGGCUGAGAUACACGAGAACAUGUCAGUCCAACGUGGAGAAAUUAAGACACCCGUGUUUUACCACCCUCCGAUGAAAAACUCGGAGUGUCUUCCAUUAAUUAACCGUUCUGAGAGUGAAAGUGAAAGUGGGGUUCAGAGGUUGGCGUUCAAAAUCGUUACAGAGGAUGUAAAGUCGGUGGAGGAGAUGUGGAGGAAGGUGGCGAGUGAGUUGGUGAAAGAGAGUUCAGAGGUGAUGAAAGUUGAAGGUUGGGCAAUGAAUGAUGAGAAAAUGAGAUUGAAGAUGAAGCAUGAGAUGAGAGAGUUGAGAGUGCAGGAAGUGACAUUUAAUGAGGGAAACAAACCUGUUCAUGUUUGUUGUUGGAUUGAUUAUGUGAGGGAUGGUUUUGUUAUGACAGUGUCACUCCCAAAUCUCAAGAACAAUGCAUGUGCUGUGAUUGUUAUUUCACCUUCUCUUUCUUUCCUAUGACUGUAAUAUGUCCACUGUAUUAGGAUUCAUCAAAGUUUAAUCCAUUCUAUGUUUUCUGUCAUUAAUCAUAUGUAACAUUUGUUCUUCGUAAA